UGAGCCAAUGGGUGUGCGAGUGUGCGCCAAUCCAGGAAAUAAGCAGCUCCCGAGGCUCUCGUAGUCUUGUUUCCAGGUUCCUGCAGCAGCUCUCAGUCAGUGCGAGUCUCCCCCCCCCUCACCCCACACCCCCCACCACCACCGCCACCGUCUUCUCAAGUGCUUUUCGUCUCCUCCUCUCCUCCACCGGUCUCUCUCUCUCUCUCACUCACUCCACUCCACUCACUCACUCACUCUCUCUGUGAGUGCAACACAGGCUCCGAGAUGGCAUCUGGUGUUCAGAUUAAUGGAAAGGUCUUGAGCGUCUUUGCUGAGAUGAAAGUUCACAAGACUUCUGAAGAUGUGAAGAAGAGGAAAAAAUUUGCGAUCUUCAAAUUGAACGACGAAAAAACUGAAAUUAUUUAUGAUGAAGAAAACGUCUUGCUGUUUGGACAAAUGGAUGAAGAUACUGAUGGUUUUCAACUUUUGUACGACACGUUGCCCACAAAUGAUUGUCGCUACGCCAUUUUUGAUGUAUGCUAUGAAAAUAAGGAGUCAAAGAAAAAAGAUCUGAUAUUACUGUACUGGGCUCCUGAGAAUGCAAGCCUUAAGAACAGGAUGAUAUAUGCAAGCUCCUUAAAAAAACUUUCCUCGAGUCUUGGAGGUGUCAAAUUGACGUGGGAAGUUGUCGGCCAAGAUGCCUAUGAUCGAAAAGAACUCGCUGCAAAGUUGAACCAAUCGGUCACAAAGCUAGAAGGGAAGUCAACAUAAAUCCUAAUGCUGCAGAGCACCACUAUCUUGUUCAAUUUCUGAGCUAUAUUGUUAACUUACUGCUUUAUUAUUAAAAAAAAUUCCUGGGUGGUUUCAAUCUGCAUUAAGUCCUCAAUAUUUCAAACUUGGAAAAAAUGAUUUCUUCUCCUAAAACCAGCCUUAAUGACCAGCACCUUGGAAUGUCCUCCCGACGUGAAAGGCGCUAUACAAAUCUAAUCUUGUUGUUAGUUAAUGUUGACAAGUGUUGGUUCAUGUUUCUUAUCUGAGAACAAAUCUUAAAUUGAAGAUGACUAUUCCAAAUAUUUGACUCUUAUGAAACAUGCAGAUUUUUUUCUAAAGCUAGAAUCUACUGUUUGUGCAGCAGAAUUAAACCUCUUUUCAAAAUACAAUAGUGAAUUAUGUUUUUAGCAUACAUAGUCUCCAUUGGCAUUGAUAAUUUUAAGUUUGUCCACCAGACCAUUUUCUCUCUUUUUCAUUUAGUGGUUAAGUCCUCUAUCUCAGUGGUUAGAGCACUCGCCUCACAAGUGACAGACCUGGGUUUGAUUCCCGCAGGGCGAAACCGUGGGCAAGUUUUCUUACUCCAAACACCUAAUAAUAAUCCCUCAAGAAAAACAAACAAUAAUAAUUUGGCCACUUCAAUCCAAAACUGUUUGUGGGACACUGCUGUGCGCAAUUGGCUGCUGUGUUUCGCUCACAAAAAUGCAGUCAAUUCACUUUACAGUAUAUUCUGUGAAGUGCUUUGAGACAUCUGGAAGACGUGAAACAGUCCUAUAUCAAGUUCAACGAUUGUUAUUAUUACUUAUCCCAGAAUCACUUGGGCCACUGUGGGCUCGUCCGGGUCUUGGACCCUAGGAUACUUGAAAGAGAAUGACUGGCUGUAGAAUGUAAACAUGUAAUGGGUGCACAAUUGAAUACCUUUAACUUUUGUGCUAUUAAACAUGCUUCAUCCAGUUAGAAUGGGAUUCAACCAGUUUAAAUCAUGUCUCUUGCAUGAAAGGUUGUGCACUGUCACUGAGUAUUUUAACCAAUGGUGGCGUUACAUGAUCUGUACUUUACAUGAUCUGUACUUUACAUUAACCAAGUAUUGCUUCAUUAGCAAAUUUGUUUAAUUUCCCUUAAGGUGGUGAUCACCUUUUCACCGUUGCUCAGUGUGCAAAGCAAAUUACCUGCAUACCAUGUGUUCCUAUAUAUAUGUGGAGUAACCGUGCAUGCAAACACUGGAACCCUUAUAUUGUGUAAGCAAUCUCCUAACUGAUGUAUAAUAGGUGUGAGAAAAUCAUUAUUGGUUUUGUUUUCUAACUUUCCAUCCCUGCUUCAAUCUUUGCUCUUUUAUAAUAAACACAAUCUAGCUGACUCCAAAGAAAACUGCUCUCUCCCAAUUGUGAGAAUCUUCGUAGAAUGUUUUGAAUGGAAUGCAAAAGUUGAAGUCUCCCUUGGAAGUGAUCAUGUUGCUGUUUUAAAUAAACAAUGAAAUCCA
Molecule: messenger RNA, 2227 nt
Organism: Callorhinchus milii (elephant shark)
Lineage: Eukaryota; Metazoa; Chordata; Chondrichthyes; Chimaeriformes; Callorhinchidae
Product: cofilin-2-like
Exons: 4
Coding region: 265-750 (161 amino acids)
Biological process (GO): cell motility; actin filament fragmentation; actin filament severing
Cellular component (GO): cytoplasm; actin cortical patch; actin cytoskeleton
Molecular function (GO): actin filament binding
Source: RefSeq, a predicted model, not a curated record